Molecule: messenger RNA, 3466 nt
Organism: Gasterosteus aculeatus aculeatus (three-spined stickleback)
Lineage: Eukaryota; Metazoa; Chordata; Actinopteri; Perciformes; Gasterosteidae
Gene: zfp91
Product: ZFP91 zinc finger protein, atypical E3 ubiquitin ligase
Biological process (GO): regulation of transcription by RNA polymerase II
Cellular component (GO): nucleus
Molecular function (GO): transcription coregulator activity
Source: RefSeq, a predicted model, not a curated record
GAGAGCUGCUGGGGGGCGGAGUCUUUCCGCAACGUAACCGCAGUUUACGUUUGGCUUAAAGGAGACGCAACAAAGCGCACAAAAUGGCUGUGCGCCGAGCCCGGGCGAAUAAGUAGCUUUACUAUAGCUUUAAGAACGGGAAAAUAGUGUCUGCUUCUUUAAAAUCAUAUCGGGUUAUUACUGAAUAGAUAAUUAAGAAAAGUUUUUAAUUGCUAACCAAUUAAUAUAUGCCUUUAAUUUGCGACGCACCCAAGGCAUUCACAGAAAAUGCCCCACUGUUGGAUAAAGGCCGCUUGCGAUCAAAACAAUCGUCUUCAAACCAGAUGUCGUCCGUUUUAACUAAAAUCGCAAGUAAACCUGCUUGGCUUUGAGCUGAAGUGGAAGUAGGCUGAGGUAUCUUCGCGGUAAUGGAACCAGCAGGCGACCGAACCGGGGGUGUAAAUAAAGGUGACGAACCGGCGCAGGACAAGGCCACGGAACGGACCGCGGCCACCAGUCUGACCGUUACCCCGCGGAGGGGGCUCAGAGAGCGGGGAGCGUGCCGCUCGAGGACCGCCGUCCGCGCUUCACUAACCGAGGUUAACGGAGCAGCAUCCGGCCCGCAGAGCUCGGGGCGGGUGUUGAGAGACCGAUCAACGAGGGCAGUGCCGGCCUGGCUAAAGGACACCAAGAGCGAAGACGAAGACGAACCGAGCCCGGACACCGGCGCGACGAAGCGGAGGAAAGUUUCCAACCCGAGGAGGAAGAAACCCUCCGAAUGUGGCGAGGCUGGCGGGGGGGUCGCAGGUGACCGCCUUCGCGGCACAGACUCAGGGGACCCCAAGAAACCUGCAACAGAUGCUCCAGCUCUACCCUCCACCAGACGCCCCCCAGCCCAGAGCCGGGCCAAGCCCCCGUCCGCCAGGGCUGUGCGCGGUUCUGCCAAGCCUGUGUGCAAGACUGAACCCGGAACGGAGAAUCCAGCCGCAGAGAAAGGAGAGGUAGAAACCAAAGACCGCUAUGAAAUUCAAAAGAAAGAGGAGGGAACUGAGGACCUCACUGAGCCGGUCUCCGAUGACGAAGACCCUCCGCUCGGGGAGGACCUGGACGACCUCCGCUACCAGCCACAGAGUCCGAGUGGUGCGGAGGAGGAGGAGGAGGAGGAAGAAGAAGAAGAAGGUCUCAGCAGCGAUGAAGAUCUCCCUUUUACAGACGACCUAAACGACCAAAGCUACGACCCGGACGCUGAGCGGGACGUAUCAAAACCAAAGCGAAGAGCUCCGCUGAGAGCGAAGGAGAGGAAGGAGAAAGAGAGGGCGCUUAAAAGCGAGAAGGAGGUCGCCGAGAUAAAGGUCGAGGGUUUGGACAACGUGGAGAGUUUGGAAGAGGAAGUGAAGCUCGAGGAAGAACCAGUAGACGACCCGGAUGGACCCAGGAAGAGAGGCAGGCGGAAAAAAGAUGACAAAACCCCACGGCUGCCGAAGAGGAGGAAGAAGCCCCCGGUGCAGUAUGUGCGCUGUGAAAUGGAGGGAUGCGGGACGGUCCUGGCUCAUCCUCGGUACCUGCAGCACCACAUUAAGUACCAGCACCUGCUCAAGAAGAAGUACGUGUGUCCUCACCCCUCCUGUGGGCGGCUUUUCCGGCUGCAGAAGCAGCUGCUACGUCAUGCAAAGCACCACACAGACCAGCGGGACUACAUUUGUGAGUUCUGCGCACGUGCCUUCAAAAGCUCCCACAACCUGGCUGUGCACCGCAUGAUUCACACUGGAGAAAAGCCGCUGCAGUGUGAGAUCUGUGGCUUCACGUGCCGCCAGAAGGCGUCGCUCAACUGGCACAUGAAGAAGCACGACGCCGACGCCACUUAUCAGUUCGCCUGCUCCAUUUGUGGCAAGAAGUUUGAGAAAAAAGACUGCGUGGUGGCCCACAAGGCCAAGAGUCACCCCGAGGUGCUGAUUGCAGAGGCUCUGGCAGCCAACGCUGGCGCCCUCAUCACCACCCCUGCGUCCCUGCUGGAGUUGCAGGGAAACCCCGUGCCGGCGGAGCCCGCCGGCCUGGAUGUGCACCACAUGGGGCACGGCGGGCAGGUGGAGCAGCUGAGCCAACAGGUGAGUCACCAGGUGGUUUUACUGGGACAAGACCAGAGCCUCCAUACCAUGCAGGUGCCCGUGACGAUUGCCCUGUCCGCCAUCAACCCGCCUCUGCCAGCCGAGAGCCAUCAGCAGACCCACCUCCAGCUGCAGAUGCCGGUCCAGUUUGUGCAUGCCGCUCCGCAGCCCCAGAUCCAACAGCUGACGCUCCACCCCGGCCAGGUGGUUACCCCGCAUCAACCCCAGCUGCACCCUCUGCAGGCGUACUCCUCCCAGCAGCAGGGCCAGACACAGAUCCUUCAAAUGACCUUCCAGCCGCUCAGCCAGUCUCAGACGCACGUCCAGCAGGUCCCCAUUCAAUCGACCGCGCAGCAGCUUCGGGCCCUUGAUGCAGCUGCUGUGAGCUCGCCUCUCCUGGCCCCGCCCCCGCCCCAGGACGCGGCCUCCAGUAACGGGGACAGCUUCAUUCUGGACCAUCCGGUGCUCUCGUCGUCGUCCCCGUCGACCAGCUCCCUCGCACAAACCGACGCAAUGGGGGGCGACGGCGUAGCCUGGGGACAGGAGGGACACGAGGACGUUCUGUCGGACAGCGUCGAAAGACAGUCCCUCAUGUAAAAGGACAGCGAACCCCAAAAACAGCUGGUAGAAGAAGGUUGUCCCCGGUGAUCCGAUGUGCCGCUUGGCAUUGUUUUUAGGUAAAUGUGAGAUGGUGUAUUACGUAACAUUCACUCUGACAUAUUUGGUAGCUUUUUAGAACGCGAGUGUGUGUGUGUGUGUGUGUGUGUCCCUUGUACAGAAGUCUGGUAAACUGAACUAGCAUUUCACGUGAGUGUUUAACAAUGAGAGGUUAUGUUGCAAAGAGGUUGUGGUUAUGCAAUAAUAUUAGAUAACUAAGUAAUAUAAAGUGCACAUCCAGUGUGUUCCUAGUAAAAUAAAUGAGCUCUAUUUCUCACAAAUAACACAAAACACGGCUAUAAACUGACAACAACACAUUUGGGGUGAGAAUCGGUUAAAGAAAAUAAUAAUAGGCAACUUUUUUAUUUUCCAGAUUUAUUGCUGUUUGGAAAAGUUAAAAGAAAAUGUCAAACAAUCUCAAAAGAAACAUUUGAAAGCCUAAAAAGAAAAAGUUUUACAGGUGUAAAAAGUGCCACUACACCAACACCUAAUGUAUAUACACUACUCACACCCCAGGAUGCUGUAGAUCACGCACACAAACCCGUAAAAUAACAGACAAGCUCAGUCGGCGCUCGACUUAUUAAAAGUGUCAUGUGAUUUGAUAAGCAAAGCUGUGUAGGAACCUCGUUGUCAAAACCCAACUUGCACCUCCUCUGGCUUGUGAUUUAGGAUGUGUGGUAGAGCAAACACAACUAUUCACUUAUGGAAAUAAAAAUCAACAUUGA